Molecule: messenger RNA, 1455 nt
Organism: Plasmopara halstedii
Lineage: Eukaryota; Oomycota; Peronosporomycetes; Peronosporales; Peronosporaceae
Product: amino acid auxin permease family
Exons: 1
Coding region: 1-1455 (484 amino acids)
Biological process (GO): amino acid transmembrane transport
Cellular component (GO): vacuolar membrane
Molecular function (GO): amino acid transmembrane transporter activity
Source: RefSeq, a predicted model, not a curated record
AUGGCACAAACGCCGUUCCUUACGAUCGAAGAUGCUAAAAUCGGUUUUAAUAUCUUCUGUUGUUUCUGUGGAAUCGGAUCCCUUUCGAUGCCAUCCAAUUACGCGCGAGCGGGACCAAUACAUGGCACAAUAGCACUUUUACUCAUGGCAUUUGUAAACAUCUACGCUACGAUUGCUUUAUCUAAGGUCAUCUACACAGCUCCAUCAUCCGUCAAAACAUUUACUGAUGUCGGUGCUUGGGUCUUGGGCUCCACAGGUCGCUACGCUGUCAUGAUAUCCCAGAUGCUUGUCUGUCUACUUCUACCGUGUGCGUUUUUAGUACUCGGAAGUAUCCUUCUCGAUGUCUUGUUCCCAAACGCAUUCAGUCAGAUUUUUUGGAUGAUAUUUAUGGCGAUUACAGUCAUUCCAGUGUGUAUGAUUCCCACUUUAAAAGAAGCCGCCUCCAUUGCGCUCGUUGGAUGCAUUGGCACAAUCACAGCAGAUGUCGUUGGAGUCAUGAUUUUAGAAUGGGAAAUGCAAGGCCAUCCGUCGAUUCCAGAGCCUAACAUAUCGUUCCACCAAGUGCUCAUGGCUUUCGGCAACCUCGCUCUAUCCUACGGGGCCGCGGUGGUACUACCGGAUCUCCAACGGCAACAUCCCCAGCCAGAACGAAUGCCACGCAUAAUUUUCAUCAGCAUGACUACUGGUACGGUCUUUUUCUUAGCCAUUGCUAUCGCCGGGUACGCUGCUGGUGGGUGUCAACUCUCGGGUAACCUUCUGUUUUCAAUUGUUAAUGCGUCGGACCCGUAUGCUACGUCGGCGCUGGGUUUUAUUCCGAAUCGUGGUGCAGUUAUUAUGGCAUAUAUGUUCAUGCACAUCCAUAUUGUCAUAGCAUUUUCGACAAUUAUCAUGCCGGCAUUCUACAUGGCCGAGCGAUUUAUAUUGGGUAUGCACAAAGAUCAAUCUGUGCUUGAUGAAGAGCAAGGAAUUGACAUGCGUGAGAAGCCCUCAUCUCUAGCAAAUGCGUCAAAUUCUGACAGUAAUUUUGCUGCCUCGAUUUCGCCUCAAGUGGCGAUCAAGUACGAGGACGAAUCAGCUGAGUACCGUGGCAAGAUCAAUACCAUUCGGUACAUCCUUCUUCGUCUGAUUAUCCUCACGCUGCUUGUUGUAGCGUCGAUUUUCCUCCGCGGAAAAUUUCUUGACCUUGUUGACUUUACAGGUGCCUCAGCUGUAACUGUUGGUAGUAUCGUACUCCCUCUGCUGUUCUACCUCAAAGUCUUUUGGAACAAGCUUUCGAUGCUCGAACGCACUGGCUGUAUACUCAUCACUGUUGUGUGCUCAAUUCUCGGCAUAUACGUUAUGAUCUAUGCCGCCAUGAACCUAUUUACCCCCGAAACGAAUACGACGACGUUCCCAUACUGCUCUGACGCGUAUCAGGCGGACCCAUACUACAUUCGAGAUUCUACCUCGAGUUAA